AUGCGACGGAGCCUUAUCGCCGCGCGGUCCUCCGCAGGAUCCUUGGCUCGCGCCGCCGUCUACCAACAGCACCUCCAGCCCCGGCGCAUGUUUGCAAGCGGCAGUGGCACCCCUCCCAGCAAAAGCGAGCCUCCUACGACUCCGGUCGACCGAUCCCAGGACCAGGCGCAACCCAUUGGUGCUUAUUACGAGGGCGUUCUCCAGGGUAGCAAAAACUACCCGGACACGAAGCCCGAGUUGCCCCCGGUGACCUCCCAGAAAUACCCGACCAAGCUUGCGCCCGCCGAGCCGGAAGCCCAGCCGGAACUGGAAAAGAAGCAACAAGCGGAAUCGGAGCCGAAGCCGAAGCAGGACGACAAUGCCCAGGGAACGUCCUCCCAAAGUGCCCAAGAUCCUACUCCAAGUAGCAACCCUAGCGGCGACCUUAGCGGCAGCGACGGCAGCGGCACAGUCCCAGAAGCCUCCUCAUCUCCUUCGCCCCAGAUCCUUGAAGACGGCGAAGCCGGCAACACCCGCAUCAUCUUCUCUGCCAGUCUAACCAGCGAAGCCAGACGGGCCGAGCGUCUCGCCUCCAUCCGUUCUCAAUCCAAGCUCGUCGCCGGCGUGCUCGUUCCCCCACGGCCUGAAGAGCCCGAAAACUGCUGCAUGAGCGGAUGCAUCAACUGCGUGUGGGACAUGUACCGGGACGAGAUGGAGGCGUGGGCGACGGCGACGGCGGAGGCCGAGCAGCGGCUUGCUGCGCAGCAGGCUGGACUGGGCGAGGAGGGUGUGAUGGCGGCUACGGGGGCGGUGGAGGCUGGGGGGAGUCAGCAAACUCCUUCUACUUCUACCUCUACAGCAGCAGGCGAUGGCCAAGAACAGCAGACGAUAGUCAAGGGCACAGAAUUGGCGGGCACGGCGCAUUCGGUGGUCGACCAGAGGGGAGCGGUUAGUAUGGAUGAUGACGGGGGCGGAAGUUCGAGUAAUUGGGACUUUGGAACGGCUCAGAGUCCUGCGACUGGCACCGCCGGUACUACAAAGACUUUGACUUCGACCUGGGACGACAACCUGUACAAGAAUGUGCCGGUUGGGAUCCGCGAGUUCAUGAAGCAAGAGAAGAGGCUGAAAGAGAAGCAUGCGCGCGAGGGGACCGUUGGGUAGCUCAUUUUGGAAUUGACGGUUUUAAAGUUCAG
Molecule: messenger RNA, 1172 nt
Organism: Neurospora tetrasperma FGSC 2508
Lineage: Eukaryota; Fungi; Ascomycota; Sordariomycetes; Sordariales; Sordariaceae
Exons: 2
Coding region: 1-1140 (379 amino acids)
Cellular component (GO): mitochondrion
Source: RefSeq, a predicted model, not a curated record